AUGACUGAAGAGAGUGCAUUAAAGGAGCUCCAGGAGACACAUCCAGAAAUAUUCGCAGAUAACCCGGAUGAGAUAAGGAAUAAAACGAGAAUGAUUGAAAAUGAAAUAAGAAUGCUCAGGAGCCACAUAAAUGCAAUAACAUACGAUUUUGAAGCAAAACGAGAGAAGAUACAAGAGAACGUGCAAAAGAUAGAACUAAACAAGCAACUACCCUUCCUAGUAGGGAAUGUAGUAGAAAUAUUAGACCUAGAAGAGAAUAAACAAGAAGAAGGCUCUAAUAUAGACGAAACAAUAAACAAAAAAGGACUGUGUGCUGUAGUUAAGACAUCAAACAGAGUCACCACAUUCCUGCCCUUUGUAGGCCUAGUGCCAGCAGAAGAAUUAAAACCAGGUGACUUAGUGGCCCUGCACAAAGAGACCAAUAUAGUAUUUGAGAGACUGGAAGAUGACUUUGAUAUUCGUGUUAAGGCAAUGGAACUUGAUGAGAAACCAACAGACUCCUAUGAGGACAUAGGUGGACUAGAGAGACAGAUGGAAGAAUUAUACGAAGGAAUUAUUCUGUCCAUCACGCACCCAGAGAAAUUCAAGAAACUAAAUAUAACACCCCCCAAGGGCAUACUAAUGUACGGCCCACCAGGCACUGGUAAGACACUCAUGGCCAGGGCGUGUGCUGCUAAGACGGGUGCCACUUUCCUUAAACUGGCAGGCCCACAGUUAGUGCAGAUGUAUAUAGGGGAUGGUGCUAAGUUAGUCAGAGACGCAUUUGCACUUGCCAGGUCAAAGGCACCUGCCAUUAUAUUCAUUGAUGAAAUAGAUGCAAUAGGCACUAAAAGAAGUGACUCAGACAGCACGGGUGACAGGGAGGUGCAAAGGACCAUGUUGGAACUGCUUAAUCAGUUAGACGGGUUCUCUGGCACGCCCAAUAUAAAGGUAAUUGCAGCCACUAAUAGGAUAGACAUAUUAGACCCUGCACUACUGCGGUCUGGUAGGUUUGAUAGGAAGAUAGAAUUCCCACUGCCAAAUAAAGAGGGCAGGAAGAGGAUACUGCAGAUACAUUCCAGGAAGAUGGCAAUGGACCCGAAUGUAAACCAUGAAGAAUUAGCACGGUCCACAGAGGGAUUUAAUGGGGCACAGUGCAAGGCAGUCUGUGUUGAGGCCGGGAUGAUUGCACUCCGGGCAGGCAGGAAUAUGAUCACGCAGAAUGACCUGAUUGAUGGGGUGCAGGAGAUCCUUGCCACAAAGAAGGCAAGUCUGCACUACUUCUCAUAA
Molecule: messenger RNA, 1269 nt
Organism: Nematocida ausubeli
Lineage: Eukaryota; Fungi; Microsporidia
Product: 26S protease regulatory subunit 6A
Exons: 1
Coding region: 1-1269 (422 amino acids)
Biological process (GO): proteasome-mediated ubiquitin-dependent protein catabolic process
Cellular component (GO): proteasome regulatory particle, base subcomplex
Molecular function (GO): ATP hydrolysis activity; ATP binding; proteasome-activating activity
Source: RefSeq, a predicted model, not a curated record